This is a messenger RNA of Saccostrea cuccullata (small rock oyster), 1120 nucleotides long. RefSeq lists its product as uncharacterized. The record is from RefSeq and is a predicted model, not a curated record. Gene Ontology annotation, biological process: proteolysis. Gene Ontology annotation, molecular function: cysteine-type endopeptidase activity. The annotation marks the transcript as partial. The transcript is spliced from 6 exons. NCBI's taxonomy places the organism in Eukaryota, Metazoa, Mollusca, Bivalvia, Ostreida, Ostreidae.
AUUCCAAAAACAAGAGUCUGAAAGAGUAUGAUUGUUUUGUAUUUGCUAUCAGUUCACAUGGAAUUGAAAAAGAGGUGAAAGGAAAAGAUCAAGUGGUCCAUCAUCAUGCUAUACAAAUGUUUGAUGAUGAAUUCUUUGACACCCAAGACGUUCUGGAUUACUUCAGCCCUAAAGCAUGUAAAGCACUGACAAACAAACCAAAACUGUUCUUUAUUCAGGGUUUGAUCACGGCGCCGGACACAAAAAAGGGGGGAGGGGAACCAGGCCAUAACAAAGAUGGACAUGAUAAGAUUGACUAUCAGGACAAUGAAGGGAUCUCUGAUGAAGAGUCUGACACAGAGGAGGGAGAGGUGUCUGACACAGACAUAGAGGAUUCUGACCUUGAGUGUGACACUGACCUCCCCACAACCAACAGUCAGGAUACAGACACACGGGAGGAACAAGACACAUCAGAUGUAGAAAAAUAUUUGGAACAAAGACAGAUAGAAAUUGUCAGAAAUUUAAAGAAAUUACAAAAUGAGGUCUGGCAGCUUGGUAGAGUUUACACCCAGGAGGCCAACAAGAAACAAAUACUCACAAAGCAGCAGGAGGGGAAGGGGCUCUAUCACCUGAGAUGGAACAAACAGAGGAUGAGCUGGAUCCAGCAAGAGGAAUCAGAUUACAUCCUCCAGCAGAGAUGGGAAUGCUGGGAGAUGACGUGGAUCCACCUAAAGCGCGGCGAUAUCGGCCGACGGUGGCCCCAGUCCAUAUCACGUCUGUCCCCUGUCACAACGAUAUGCUCAUCAUGUUUGCAUCACCACAAGGAAUGUAUGCUUUUAGGAGUAAAGAAGAUGGCAGCUACAUGUUGCAGUUCUUGUAUGAGGCUGUAGAAAAAUUUUAUGGAAAUGGAAAACUUAAAGACAAUAAUACUGACUUCCUUGAAGUUUUGAGGGAAAUCACAGCAGUCAUGUCUAGCAGGUUGUUCUAUGGUAAAAAGAAAUACACCAAUGUUUCAUGUACCAUACAUAAGCUCUCCAAAGAUAUUAUCUUCACUCAAGGAAAAAACAUGACUGACUCCAAGUUUUCAAAGAAACUGUCCAACAUUUUAACAUCUUUUUUUGCUAAUUGGAAAUAAAAACAU